AUGGACGAAGAGUCUGAAGAUGCCCAAAACAAUCCUGCAAACGUGAGUAUGUUUUCUGAGGGGAAUGAGUCCCCAAAGAAAGACUCUGAAUCGGACGCGAUCCAGAAUUCCUAUGAAGAUCCUGAGGACAGAGGCUUUGAUGUUAAGGUUCCAUCCCGAAUACAGAAGAAGAAGUCGAAAAAAUCACUGAAAAAGGCAGAUGAGGAUUUUGUUCCAGCACAGAGUGAUUUUAGACCGGAUUUAGACGAUUUUAUAGAUGCAGACUUUGAAGAGAAAACUCAGACCAAGAAGCCUGGUAGAGGCGGUGGAAAGACGUAUUUUGACGAGGUAAUCAAGAGGGUCAAGGACAGAAAGCGACACAACGUAAAGUUAUCUGACGAGGAGUGUCAGUUGCACUGUAGACAACUAGUUGAGAAGAUGAUAUCAGCAGCCUCAGAAGACGUUGAGUCGCUUAAGAAUGGGAAGCCAGGACUUGCCAAGCUUAAGAUGCUCAAUUCACUAUCGGACAUAAAUAAGCCUUCAUGGCGCCAGUGGUGUAUAUCUGAAGGCGUGGCAGUAGCUCUUGCUAGUUGGCUUGCACCACUUUCAGAUGGUUCACUGCCUAAUCUCACUGUUAGGACUAAAGUACUGGAGAUUGCACUUCAGCUUCCUUUCCAGCCCAGUGACCUCAGGGAUAACGACCUCGGAAGAGUAAUCGUAUCACUUUGGAACCAUCCUGACGAAACUGACUCAAAUCGCACUCUAAUCAGAUCAAUUGUUCAGAAAUGGACACGGCCAAUGCUGGGAAUUGCUACUUCCUACUCUGAAUUCCAAGACUCCUUCGUCGACAAUAAACCUAUCGUAACAUCAGAUUCGGUCUAUAAGAACCGAAAAUUCGACACUAAACGGGUUGCUAUUACUCAGGAACGCAUCAAAAGCAAGCUAUCACAAAUGUCCAGAAACAUAGAAUCCAAACAUAAAACACCUGGGAAAGCUACCAGGGUCAAAAUCACAGGCGGAUCGAAAUAA
Messenger RNA from Theileria parva strain Muguga, 1008 nucleotides. It is a transcript of the gene IWS1, whose product is annotated as TFIIS helical bundle-like domain protein. The transcript has a single exon. NCBI's taxonomy places the organism in Eukaryota, Apicomplexa, Aconoidasida, Piroplasmida, Theileriidae. The record is from RefSeq and is a predicted model, not a curated record. Gene Ontology annotation, biological process: poly(A)+ mRNA export from nucleus. Gene Ontology annotation, cellular component: nucleus. The coding region runs from base 1 to 1008 and encodes 335 amino acids.